Messenger RNA from Hippoglossus stenolepis (Pacific halibut), 1959 nucleotides. It is a transcript of the gene stxbp6l, whose product is annotated as syntaxin binding protein 6 (amisyn), like. The record is from RefSeq and is a predicted model, not a curated record. NCBI's taxonomy places the organism in Eukaryota, Metazoa, Chordata, Actinopteri, Pleuronectiformes, Pleuronectidae. The coding region runs from base 240 to 1124 and encodes 294 amino acids. The transcript has 7 exons.
UGCAUGUCAACCUCUUGAAAUGGGGUGGACUGUGGUGAAUCCGUGCCUUCCCAGCAAGGCACGCCAUUUGGUGUGCUGGGGUAUUAAUUCAUGAGUGAAACCUGGGAAAUUCUGAGUCAACAGGAUACCAACUAAACACUUAAACUAACGGAACAACCUCCUCGACUCGGAACCGCGGCAAGAAGCAAGAGUCUAGCUUUUUAGUAGAGAAGAGGACAAGAACAGGUCACAGAAGCACAAUGAACAUUCAGUCUGCCAUCAACAAAGAGGUCUUCAUCCCUCGUGAUGAGCGGUUGCUGGUGGCAGUGGAGGUGUGGAGGCGGAAAAGGAAGAGACUGUCCCUCCUACUGAGUGGAGCCAAAGCAGAGUAUGCCACAUUCAUCUGUGUGUCAGUGACUUACACGAGGCCACAUCAGCUCCUCAUAACAAAGGUGAAGCGAUUCAGUGGAUCCCCCUCCUUCACUAGGAGGUCCCAGUGGACGGUGGAGCAGCUCCGACAGGUCAAUGGCAUCAACCCAAACAAGGACACCCCGGAGUUUGACCUGGUGUUUGACAAUGCUGUGGACCAGUGGGUGGCCAACUCAUCAGCAGAGAAGUGUAUCUUUGUCCAGAUCCUGUACCAUGCCUGCCAGACCUACUGGACGGGAAAAGCAGGGGCUAUGGGAAAGACUGGAAAGCUGGGCAAGAUGGGCCGCCAGGGGAGUGCUAGUCAGGGCACCCACGAUGAGAUCAGAGCUGGUCCUAGUGGAUCCUCACCUCGCUCUGCAUCCAGAACCCUGCAGGCCAGACGGAAAAGCUUCAUUCCUCCCAAACAGACAGAGUUCAUCAACUGCCAGUCCAAACUCACAAGAGAUGCCUGCACCAUGAAUCUGGUCAUCUAUCGCUGCAAAGCCUUCUUGAACCAUAUGAAGAAAAGGAUGGUUGCAAAUCAAAACCGAUCAGCAGGUCGAGGUCAGCCUGUCACAGGCAGCACUGUGGGUAAUGUAGUCCAGAGGGUGACCGUGGCUCUGGGGGAGCGUGGAGACAGACUGACUCGUGCUGAGGACAAGACUGUGGAGCUGAUGCAAAAAACUCAGCAGUUUGCAGACACUGCUCACAAGCUGGCCCUGAAGUAUUCAAAGUAGAGUCUUUAAAGGAGGAGGAUGAAUUCUACAGGAUGUUGAAGAAGAGUCUUGUAACAUGGGCACUAACGCUGUCUGAUGCACUCUGGGCUCGGUCUGUUUGUGUGGAGACAACCGGAGAAGAGCGACUCCCAGGCAUUAUGGACUGUCCCAAAACUGCUUCCUUUAAACCUGAGUCUCAGCUAAAUAGUCUGUCAUUCUAAUCUUUGCUUUUCACCUCUUUUCCUCGAUCUGAGGAUCAUCUGUGUUCAGCUUUUGUCUUUAUCCUACUAUCAGAUGAAGCUACAGUUAUUUAACAUUGUGUUGUGUAGUGAGAAGUUGAAAUUUAUCACAUUUAUCAGAGGGAAUUGUAAAUUGUUGGUAAUGUAUGUAAAUGAUUAAAUUGCACUAAAUGUUUGAUUUGAUAAUUAUCCUGCAACUGUUAUAACCACAUGUUGCCAUUCGUAUGUGUUCCUUAUAUAUGUAUGUGUCUGUGUGUUUGGAUGUGUCAGCGUACAGUACCGUGUCCAGUGGAGUGUCAUGAUGUCAAACCUGUUUUGUCCUCUAAGUUCAUAUUGAUGUAUCCUGAAUGUCAAAGUAUCACUUUAAAUGUUUGUAUGUUGUGCUGUGUCGUCUGCUUUGUACAUGUCAUCACUGUUUUUGGGUGUGUAUUGUUCUGAGUGUUUUUCGUUUAGGGGAGUUCCAUAUUGAGCAGUGUGAGUGAAGCUGGUCUGCGUAGAAAAGUGAGGUUGAAACAUUGAAUCUCCUUGUAUUCACAUCUGAUUCAAACAGUGAGUGGUGUAUUUGGGAUUUGAACUUGUUGUUCCUUGUUAUUCUGAUAAAAGGGAAUAUAUUCUAA